Varroa destructor (honeybee mite) is the source of this 3766-nucleotide messenger RNA. It is a transcript of the gene Spt5, whose product is annotated as Transcription elongation factor subunit Spt5. Gene Ontology annotation, molecular function: mRNA binding; protein binding. Gene Ontology annotation, biological process: regulation of DNA-templated transcription elongation; transcription elongation-coupled chromatin remodeling; regulation of transcription by RNA polymerase II. NCBI's taxonomy places the organism in Eukaryota, Metazoa, Arthropoda, Arachnida, Mesostigmata, Varroidae. The record is from RefSeq and is a predicted model, not a curated record. Gene Ontology annotation, cellular component: DSIF complex.
ACCCAAUGUCGCCUGGGCAGCUGUUGAUACAAAGAAGUAGGACUGAUUAUAUUAGUGUUAAGUGAAAUUGACUCGAUAUUGACAACGCCAUUAAGGUGGAAUUUAAUGUACUUCGGAAGUUUCAUCUAGCAUUCUCAAUCCAACAAACGAAUAUGUCGGACAGCGAAGGCAGCCAGCUUUCGGAAAACCGUAGUAAUCGAGGAAGUGAGAAUGAGGAGAGUGGAGACGAAGCCUCAACAAGUCGACCGCAACCCAAAAAACGGUCCCGAUACGACGACGACGACGAAGAAGAGGAAGAAGAAGACGAUAACUACGAUGAUGAGGAUGAUGAAGAGGAAACCCGUAGGAAAAAGAAAAAAUCUCGUGGCCGAGGUUUCCUCAUUGAGGAGGCUGAGGUUGAUGACGAAGUUGAAGAUGAUGAAGAAUGGGAGGAAGGAGCUGAAGAACUCCUAGACAAAGCUGGGAGGUCACGAGGGCCCGCUCUCCUUGACGAUGAUCUCGGGGGACGGGACGGAGACCGUCACAGCCAUCGACGGCUGCAGAUGAUGUUGGAUAGCAAGCCUGAUGAAAUUGAGGAUUAUUACCGGCGAAAAUAUGCUGAUAGAAGCGAGCAGUACGGAUUUCGAGGUGAUCAAGGUGACGUCGACUUGGAUGAUGAUAUUGCACAACAGACUUUUCAACCCAGUGUGAAGGACCCGAUGUUGUGGAUGGUUCGGUGUCGCCUGGGUGAAGAAAAGGCGACAGUUUUACAGUUAAUGCGUAAGUUUAUUGCAUACCAAAAUACCGAACAACCGCUGCAGAUUCGUUCAGCCGUAGCACCUGAAAACGUGAAGGGCUAUGUCUAUAUCGAGGCGUACAAACAUACACACGUCAAGGCCGCAAUAGAGGGAAUCGGCAAUCUCAAAAUGGGCUCAUUUGAACAAAAAAUGGUGCCUAUAAAGGAAAUGACUGAAGUGCUGCGUGUGACCAAACAGCAAGCUGUUUUAACCCGGGGUCAAUGGGUGCGACUUAAGAGAGGAAUCUUUAAGGACGAUUUAGCUCAGGUGUAUCAUGUGGAACAGGCCCAAAAUCGUGUCGAAUUAAAGAUGAUACCAAGAAUCGACUACACAAAGCCGCGUGGCGCUUUUAAAAACAAUGUCGAUGCCGAAAAGAAACGGAAGUUCAAAAAGCCUCCACAGAAGUUAUUUGAUGUAGAUGCCAUUCGUCAUGCGGGUGGAGAUGUGUCUACAGAUGGUGAUUUUCUCAUUUUUGAAGGCAAUCGUUUUUCACGCAAGGGAUUUUUGUUCAAAGCGUUUAUUAUGAGCGCAAUUCUCACAGAGGGGAUAAAACCAACCCUUGAAGAAUUGCAAAAAUUUGAUGCUCAACCAGAGAAUCUUGAAAUGGACCUCGGAGAAAGAGCAGGCGGCAUAGAGUCAUCCGAAUUGUUCGCGCCGGGUGACAAUGUGAUCGUCUGCGACGGCGAGCUGGUAAACUUGCAAGGUAAAGUUAUUACCGUCGAUGGUAACAAAGUAUCUAUGCUACCGAAACAUGAAGAUCUGAACGAACCGCUAGAGUUCCAAGCUAACGAACUAAAGAAGUUCUUUAAGGCAGGUGACCAUGUUAAGGUUUUAAACGGUCGCUUUGAAGGAGAUACCGGCAUGAUUCUUCGGGUCGAAAAUGAACUUGCUAUUUUGUUUUCGGAUGUCACUUGCCAUGAGCUCAAGGUUCGCACUAAAAAUUUACAACUGUGUGCCGAUACCGCCACUGGAGUAGAUGCCUAUGGACAAUAUCAAUGGGGUGAUCUUGUGCAGUUAGAUGCGCAAACGGUCGGAGUUAUUGUUCGACUUGAAAAAGAACAUUUUCAAGUGUUGGCUCAGACAGGCAAUGUCAUUUCAGUGAAGCACCAAAAGAUAACUCGCAAAUGUGACUCUAAAAAGGCGGUGGCACUUGACUCUGAACAAAAUCAGAUCCAUGUUAAAGAUAUUGUGAAAGUAACUGAUGGUCCACAUUCAGGCCGAACGGGUGAAGUUAGACAUAUUUUCCGUAUUCAUGCCUUUUUACAUUCACGGUUAAUGACUGACAAUGGAGGUAUCUUCGUUUGUAAAACCCGGCAUCUUACAUUAGCCGGAAACAAGAUAAGAACUACUUCUUCUGGGCCAGGAGCUCUUCCAAUGGGAGGUUUUUCUCCACUUUCACCGCGUAUUGGUAGUCCUAUGCAUCCGUCAUCAGGCAUGGGCAUGAAGAGUCCUAUGCGUUCGCCGGCGCAAGGCCCUAGUCACAGUAGAGCUGCCCAGCAGAACAAGCGUGAUCUACACUUGAUUGGAAAGACAAUUAAAAUCACUAAGGGUCCAUACAAGGGCCAUUAUGGCAUCGUCAAAGAUGCAACGCAAUCAGCCACUCGGGUAGAACUACACUCAAAAUGCCAGACCAUCUCUGUCGAUCGCGCACGUAUUGAGCCUGUCACUGGCCCUGCUGGUCGGGCUCCAGGGGGAGCUUCAUCAUAUGUACGUACACCAUCGUACGGCAGUCAAACACCGAUGUAUGGUAAUCAGACGCCAAUGCACGGCUCUAGGACGCCCAUGCAAGGAUCCCAAACGCCGUUAUAUGAGCCGGGGAGCCGUACUCCGCAUUAUACUGGUUCAGAGACACCUCGCCAUGACGGCUCACGAACCCCUCAACACCACAGCUCCGCGUGGGAUCCGUCAUCAACACCGGCACGCCACGAUGACCUGGACGACUAUGAAGAGCCUUCGCCGUCGCCGUCGUAUAAUCCAGCCACACCCGGUUACCAACCUGAAACGCCACAAGUCGGCGGACCCUUCACACCGCAAACUCCCGGUGGCCUUUAUGGCGCGGGAAGCAGCCAUGACGCAGGUGCAUCAUAUUCGCCGUACCAGGGAACAUCGCCAUCGCCUUCAGGCGCAGGUGGUUAUCCGGUGCCAUCCCCUGGGAACUCGAUGGGUAUGACCCCAUCUCCACUAGGCUACAACAAUCCCAGUGUUCAGUAUAACCCUAUGGGCUUUUCACCAAUGACACCUGGAGUUGCGGCAAGUCCGUUUAAUCCGGCCACUCCAGGCGGUGGUAUGGGAAUAGGCGGUUUGGCUGAUCCUGUCGAGUGGCAAGCUGUUGAUCUUGAAUGUCGUAUCCGAGCCAUGGAACACAAAGACAAGGGUCUCGUCGGACAACAGUGUAUUAUUACAGGCAUAUCGGGAAGCGUCUGUUCAGUGCUUCUGUUGAAAGAGGCGCGUGUCAUCAGCGUCGAUUCCCACUAUUUAGAACCGGUUCGGCCUCGUGAGAACGACAAGUGUAAGAUCAUCUCCGAAGGCGAGGAAGAAGGAGUUGUGGUUGAUAUUAAGGAUGACAAUGAUGUCGUUGUUCUCGUCGGUGACCGUCACCGAAAGUACCGCAUGCAAGACCUUUGCAAACUAGGCAGCAAGGAUCAAUACUCGAACGCUUAGUUCGAUCAUGAAAUCAUUUAGAUGACUUAACGGACAACUUUUAGAGGUAUCAAGCCUAACUUAUAGAUUCACGGAGUAUAGAGAAAUAUUAUAAGCAUGGUCAAAAUAUUACAAGAAAUUUUGGUUAGAUAAGCUAACAUUUAAUUACAAACAACAGCGAUAUGUGACACCCAUUGUGUUCUUUAAUUACGGAUUCUGUAUAAAGCUUUUUUCGCUUUGACUUUAAAUUUAUAAUUUGAACCUAGUAUCUUGUUGAUGAUAAAACUUUCUCUGUGUAUACAGGCAUCUAUCAAUAAAUAUGACACCAUAUACACUAUUAUAUUAAUCAA